Messenger RNA from Caenorhabditis remanei, 3552 nucleotides. RefSeq lists its product as uncharacterized. Gene Ontology annotation, molecular function: protein binding. Bases 1 to 3552 code for a protein of 1183 amino acids. NCBI's taxonomy places the organism in Eukaryota, Metazoa, Nematoda, Chromadorea, Rhabditida, Rhabditidae. The transcript is spliced from 9 exons. The record is from RefSeq and is a predicted model, not a curated record.
AUGCGUCAUCCAAUCGUAUCAUCUCUAAUUCUGGUGAUUUGGACUUCCACGUGGCAGAACGUGAAUGGAGAAGAAGACAGUCCUCUGAAAUUGAUUCACAACGAACUUUCGAUUCUAUCUCGUGUCACGAAUGCAAUUGCUCUCGAGGCUGCGUCACUUAAGAAAUCAGUUAAAAUCCGUGACGUCAUAACGGAAAUUCUUGAAGUAAACAGCGGUAAUUUCUCAGACAUAGUGGAAUUAAAUCCUGAUUCUCUAACGAAAACACUCGAUGGAAUACAAAGAAUCCGUCAAAAAAUUCAAGAAUCUUUGGCUCAAACUAAUGAGAAAAUGACGAAACAAGAGCUGUUCGACAUGGCGUCAUUGAAUGAUUUAUUGGUUUUUACUAACGACAAUUAUGAAGAUGAAAAUAGGGUGCAUUCGGAUGAAAUAAUGAAAAAUGCAAGAGGAAAUACGAGUAUUAUUCUGAUUUGUGAUAUAAAACUGGUGGAGAGUAUGUCAAGAUUUGGGGAGUUUUUGAAUGGAGUUUCGAAAGGAAAUACGAUUGAUUUGGGGAUUAUUUCAACUAUCCAAAACUCGCGAUCGGAUAUUCAAAAGUGUUUGAAAAGGAUCACUGGAUAUAGUGACGCAAUUGCUCAAACCAAAUUAGAAUUAUCUCUAAUUGGAAGUAUGAGUGAUGUAAUUGACGUGAUAAAAGAUAUGAAAGAGAAAGAUAUCAUUAAUAAACUCCCGAGUGAUCUCCGGAUAUUUCAAAGCAUGUUUUCACUUAUUCUGAAUGCUGUGAAGAGUUACGAAAAGAAUUCAUCGGGAAAUCUUUUGAAUUCAACCAUAAAUCUUCUGAAGAACGUUCUGAAUCGUGAAGAAUCCCAUCACCAUCAUCAUCAUUAUUAUCUAACUGCUGGUUUUCCAGAGAUAGAAGAUAUGUCAUCAGUAAUGAAUGACUUGAAAAGUGAUUGGUUCCGAGAGAAGAUAUCAAAAGGAAAAAGUAUAGAAGAGCUGGAAAAUGCACUUGCUCCGUUUGCUCAUUUCGCUGGGAAAAUAAAAAAUGUCCAUCAAAGUUGGAGUCUCUUUCAGAAGAGUUUCACGAAAGCGGAUGAGUUUUUGACGACGAUUUCAAGAGGAAUGGAUGUGAUUGAAAAGUAUGAUUUUUCUCGAGAUGAGGAAACAUAUUUUAGAGAUUUCCAAAGCGGUAUCACAAGUUGUUUGAGUUUUUUCAAGUAUGAUUAUGAUGAAGGUUUAGAGGAAUCCUUCAGAAAUGAUUAUGAGUUGUUGGCUGCUUACGUGGAAUCAGUUGAUUCUCUCGAAGAAUGGUCUCAAAGAAUGAACGAUAUGCUUAGUCCAGCAUUCGAUUUAUUUCUAAAUAAAUUCAGUCAAAUCCGGAAAGAGGGAAAAAAGAAUGCAAGAGAUAUAAAAGAAGAGAUAAAGGAUCUGAUCAACUUUGAGUCUUCCGAGAAGGUCUUCUCAAUGUUUGACAAUCUGAAAAAUCUUCAAAAAACUCAUAUGGAACAUGAUGAAUCAACUCGAAAUCUUCGAGUCACUAUCAGUGAAGUUGCUAAAAGUACUGGAUUCUUUGAAACAUCGAAAUGUCUCCGAGAAAAGAAAUUCGACACGGAACAGUUAACAAUGAAGAUUAGUCUUGUCAAUAGUAUUUUGGAUGUGACACUCGAUAUAUUCGACGAGCUGAAGACUAUUCUGAAUCUUUUUUCCAAAAUGAGAACUGAAUUAUUCGAUGCAGAAGACUUUGUUAAAGAGACGUCAUCUAGAAAUCAGAGAGAUGUUUCUCAGAAAUCAAAAAAUUCGAUUUUGAAGCUGGAAAACUCUGAAAAACUAUCGGAUCACUUGGGAAAUGGGAUGAGAAUUCUCAGCGAAAUGAUUGAGACUUUGGAGAAGAAAAAUGAUAUUCUGAAAUCAGCGAACUACGGUCAGAAAGUCGAUAAUAUUAUCAGUAAGAGCCCAAUCCAACACGUAAAAUCUUUCUGGAAUAGUGAUAAUCGGAAUGCUAAAAUCAAGAAAUUGGUGGAAGAUUUGGAGAGUUUGGAAAGUUCUGCAAGCGAAUAUAGGAAAGGAGAUUUGAUGACAACUCGGAAAAUAUUUGACAAGGCGGUCGAAGUUGAUGGACUUCCAGAUGUUUAUCCGUAUAUUUAUGAUAUUCUGUUAAAGAAAAAGAACACAGAAUACGACGACGUUCUGGAGAAUUCAAAGAAACUCAUGGAUCUGGAUCUGGAUUUUUCAAAUCAUAAGGGAGAAUUGAGUGCAGCUUCAUUGAGUUUAGAGAAAAUUAAAGAGUAUUUUGAUGAUAUAUUUGAGUUGAAUCCAAUAAAGGAAGAUCCAGCUCCUGUGACUCAAGAGUCAACUUCUAUCUUUCUGGUCAUUAUCCUUUGCUUGGCUAUUUUUUUAACUUUGAUAAUUUGUGCAGUUGUUGCUUAUGGAUUCACCCCAUCUGGAAAGCGUACUUACAAAAAAUUGUAUUUGUAUUAUUUUGGAAAGCCAGUGGAUUAUGAGAAACGUUGGCGGUACUCGUUAUUCCUCGAUCGAACUGACGGGAAGAAUGUCCUCAUCGACGCAGUUCGUGAAAUCAACUCGAUUAAUUUGAAUAAUGCCGUAAAGAAAGGAGCAUAUAUCAACGUUUGCAAUAAAUUUGGCAACACUUCUCUCCACGUGGCAACUCGAAGAGGUUACCCAGAACUUGUCGAAAUUUUAAUAAAAAAUGGAGCCGAUAGAGCAUUCUUGAAUGCUCAAAAUAAGACACCAGAGCAGAUGAUUCCAGAAAAUUAUUCGAAGACGGAAGAGGAGAAAACAGAAAGAUAUAUGAAGAUCGAGCUGAUUUACGAGAAGUAUCGAAAACGAAAAUUCAAGCAACGUGUUCCAGAACAAUUUCCAGUUAGUUCAUUCCAUAUUUAUAUUGAAGAACGUACAGAUGACACUAUCACAAAUGAAUUCACAACCAAAUUUCAAGCAAUUACAUCUGAUGAAGUGAUGCCAACGACAACUCAUUGUAUUGUCAAAACUUCCACUUCUGAAAUUCUUGAAACAGACGAUAUUAACAUACUCUCAUGGAUAUUCAAUGGAAUCAUUAUUGUGAAAGACACGUGGAUGACGGAAUGUUUGAAAAAUAAGAAAUUGAUUGAGAAGGAUUGUGAUUACCUUGUGGAGAAAAUUAGGUACAAAGAAGUUGUGUAUGAUACAGUAAUCCAGUGGUCAAAUGCAAUGGCGAAAGGAACAAUCCCUUAUUUAUACGGAGUUCAUGUGGUUUUUGUGAUGAAAGAGUCUCCGAUUCUAGCUGCAAUGAUCAUCAACCAAGGAGGUACUGUAUUGGAUUCAUUCCCAGAGAAAGAUUCAUUCAACAAAGGAUCUCAUCCAUACCUACAUAACCAUCUCGGACCUAUUUUUAUUCUUCAUGAUGGAAAAACUGACUUGACACCAUUCAGGAAAGAUCCGGACAGAAUGUUCACCCUGUUUACGGAACAAGAAUUUCUUGUUUUCAUGCUCAAAAGAGAGAUCGAUAUCAAUACUUGUCCGAAACCUAUUCCGGUCCUUGUUGAAGGAGACGAUUAA